CAUCACCAUGCUGGUCUACAGCUACCACGCCAACACCGACCUGAGGGACUACAGCGGGAAGAAGGCGCACCAGUACCUGAGGGAAGGGACCUCCCUCGUGAUCAGGCGCCUGCUGGGGGACCCCAGCCUUUCCCAAAACAUGGAGCACUCCAUGCCCAUCAAGAAGUCCACAAAGCUUGCAGCUUCAAUCUUGAGCUCCACUAGCACCUUCCUGGGGGUCAUAUCCGAUGACAUGGCUUUCUAUGAUCUCACCAAGGGUUUAAGGAAGCCUUCGACUUUAAACAAGCUUCUGGCUGCCACUACGGGCCCAAGGAGAAAGCCAAAGACCAGAGGGAGCUUCCCUUCUUAUUCCUCCCUCUCCGAGGUGAUGGAGGAGGAGGAGGAGGUUGUCGUGAAACGCAGACCCGUUUCUGAGCUGUUCUUUGGCCACUAACCUCUGCCUUACUGUGAUCAAAAUUGUUCAGUACCGUGGCUGCUGUCUCAGUUUUCUCUCGCAGAAGCAGUUUGGAUUUCUUCUCUCCGUGUGUGUCAUUUUGGAUGUUUGACUAAAUGGUUGAUACGGUCUGGAUCCAAAGUCCACAGGAUGGAAACCCAGCUCCAGACGCCUGUGGGAAGGGAGCUGCCAGGAAGUGUUGUACAUGCUGUCUGCACCAUCGUGCAGAGGCACUGGGGGAGACCACAGACUUCAUGCUUGAAAAACUAAAACAACCUCUGUGUGUGUAGACAGGUGAAAAUGCUCGAGGUACAGCCAUCUUGAUGUGUGUUCCUGGGUUGGAGAGCAGAAGAGAGGUGAAGGAUUGCGUAUUUUACACUGUGAACAGCAAGCUGGUAGCUGGCUACUUUAACAGGGCUUGUUAUCUAGCAGACUUAAAUUAUCAGAGGAAAGAUACAUAGUUUUCUAUGAUGUUUCUGAUUAUUUUGGUAGAAGAAGAGGGAUAUUUCUAUUUACAAAAAUUGUGUACUUUUUCAAAACAAAGUUUCUCACUAUCAGAAAUACUAACAAUCUCAGUUGUUGCCUUAUGCAUUUCUUUAGAUGAACAACUUAAAGAAAACAGAACCCAACCUUCAUCACUCAAGUCACCAUGACUUGUCUACCUCAGUUUGGAAGCUUGGUUGGUGUUUUAAUUUUUUUUCUCUUCCUGGAAGAGUUUUUGACCAGGUGGUACUAACCACGUCUUGAUGAUACUGUGAACAUGUGACUAGAGUUCAAUCAACUUAAUCUGAAUAAAAACCUUGUUGAUAGUGAAAAACUGAACUGAAAAGCUGGGAAUCAGAACCUGCAGAGUUUCUAAGUAGCCAACUGGAAACAAAGUUGGGCUUGUAUGUCUGAUUCUUUUUGUUUAAAACUUGGCCUUUGAUUUUGACCUAUUUACAAUAAAUGUUUAUAAACAGUGGGCUUUAUGUUAUGUUAAGUGUUUCAUGAUGGAAUGUCUGCAUGACCUCUUGCAGCGAUGUUUAUCUUAACAGCAUGAUUCACUGACCUAAAACUAGCUCGUCUUUUGUAUUAUUAACAUAAUUGUUCUAUGUAUAGAGCUACACGUAGCUCCAAAAAGCAUGCUAACUGCAGGUUAAGUAGUAUAUUUGCAGUGAGAUUAUUAUUUUUUUAAUUACCAUUUGGUUAAAGGUAAUGCAGGGAGGCAGAGCUGUGAACAGAAACUGUCCAACUCCUGGGGCCAGUCUGCUAAAACAGCAUGUUUUCUCUAAAAAUGUGACUAGAAACCUGUAUAAUUCUGAGGUGAUGAAGGUGAGAGCAGUGCUGUGCUGGCUCUGCUUUGCAGCCCCAUCGGGGUUUUGGUUUCCACACAGAAACACUUGUUUGCAUGCUUUACCUUUCUGUCCCAGUCAGUGACUUCAGGAAUGUGGUUUUUUUCUGCCUUGAAUUAAGCCUAGUACUUGUAACUGGCUAUAAUUGGCUUGUCCCAAAUGCUCAGCAAGGAAUGCUGUAGGACUGAAGGUGGAGGCACUGCCCUCUUUGCUUUCAAGUGCUCUUCCUGAAGUCCCUGGAGUUGGUUGGGAGCGUGAUCAGAGCUUGCAGGGAGCUCUGGUGCACCUGUUCUGGGAAGAGACUGGAUUAUUCUGCACUGGUCUGCUUCUGUAUUGAACUAAUUAAGUUGUUAAGCAAAGGUUAAUGAUCAAGCACCUCAUGACUUCUAUAUCUGGAGUAGGGUUUAAAAAAAUAAAAUCCAAUUUGCUGCGUA
Manacus vitellinus (golden-collared manakin) is the source of this 2198-nucleotide messenger RNA. RefSeq names its product sosondowah ankyrin repeat domain family member A (gene SOWAHA). The record is from RefSeq and is a predicted model, not a curated record. The transcript has a single exon. Lineage: Eukaryota; Metazoa; Chordata; Aves; Passeriformes; Pipridae. The coding region runs from base 8 to 433 and encodes 141 amino acids.